GCGAUUCAAUCUGGCUAGAGGAACCCGUUGGGUGGGAUCUAUUGCUUGUUAGCCGUACGUGCAGCUAUUUGGUGCCCGUCAGCGUCUUUGUCAUUGGCUCUGCGAGGCUGGGUUUUGUAGGUUGUUUCCUGUGUAAUUCGAGUAGCAGCGAAGCAAUAUAUUCGCCCCUGCAGAGAAGCGAAGCCCCAUUUUUCGAAUCAGACAAAGCACCGGAACCACCGUCUCAAGAACGUCGGCAACCAGACCCCAGAUCUGAGCUGUAGCGGACUGAACGAGAAUCUGCCGGGAUGUCGAAACAAGACAGGCCUUCAAGAAAGCGACACGACUCGGUGGCCGACCCGCGAAAGAUCAAGAAAGACGAGGACGACAGCGGCCUCGGCCCGAGCACGUCCAGAGCAGGCUCAUCGGGUACGGCUACAGGAGCAGUGCCCAAAGUUCCUGCAGCUGUGCCCAGUCGCCCGACGACAAGGCAAAGUCAUGCCAAGUCGACGCCGGAGCCCACUGCCCCCGAAACAACCGUCAAAUCUGCGCUGAAGACAGCGGUGGGGUCGUCUUUGACAAGCCCCUCUCCCACGCCACCUUCUCUGGGGGCGAGUCCUAAGAAAGUUGCUGCUAGAACAGCGGAGGGGGCCAAAGAGCAGAGCGAAGCGACCCCGACGACAGAGGUCCAGGGGCUGUCCGGCACCACGCUUCGAGUGUUCCACGAGCCACCUGAAGUGCUGGAGGAGGAGGGAAUACCUAAGGCGGCCCCGUUAGCCGCGGCGAAAGGCGUUCCAUCUCAGACCAGUGAGACUCCGGACAGCCCGAUUCCUUCGACGUCGUUCACCGCGCAGGCUUCAAUCCAAGAACCACCGUCUUCAGACCCGUCGCCGCCAGAAAAAGGGUACCCUCGCCGGCAACCAGCCAAAAAGAAAGGUGAAGCAUCGCCUCCCAAAGAUGAGUCGAAACCACCAGAAAAAUGAACGGCCGUUUUAGUUCACUUUCCUGCUUGAGGGGCGUGUCGCGAUGUUCUUCAGCAACGAUGUGAAACUUGUGCCGUCGGGCGUUCUUGACAUUGCGUUGGCAACCUUAAUUUUGCAUGGCCGUAUCGCAUAACACUCUGCAACCAUAGUCCCAUUUUUUUAUUUCCAUUGUUUAUUCAGUUCCCCAAAAUAUUUACCAUAUCUGUGAAACAUUUGUUCUAUGUAGCUUUCACGAACGUCAAAUUGCACUCCUGACAACGCGUAAAUGCGGGCAGAACUCUCCUCUUCUUCCAGUGCAGGUCUCAGGUGACCGUGCUUCAUGCUCCCGCUGGUCAUGCUUUCUGGCUUGCGUUUUUACUGUACUGCACUGUCAUUCAUCUCGCAUAUCACCAGUCGCAACAGUCAACAUUUUAUUCAUGCCCUUUUGUACUUCUGUGAAUAAAAUUUGGUUUGCGUGCUUCGCAA
Messenger RNA from Dermacentor albipictus, 1427 nucleotides. RefSeq names its product proteoglycan 4-like. The record is from RefSeq and is a predicted model, not a curated record. Lineage: Eukaryota; Metazoa; Arthropoda; Arachnida; Ixodida; Ixodidae.